UGCUGAGGAGGCUUUGAAAAGACGUAAAUGUGUUUGUGAUGGAUUCGCAGAAUUAUUUAGUGAAUUAGCUAAAAAUGCUGGAUUGAAAGUUUGGAAAGUCAAGGGCAAAGCCAAAGGCGUCCACUAUAUACCUGGUGAUAGUAUUGAUAAUAAAAAAUAUGCUCACGCGUGGAAUUGUACUACAUAUAAAGGAGAAUUUCUUUUUAUCGAUAGUACUUGGGGUGCUGGACAUUUAACUGACAAAACAUUUGAAAAACGUUUUGAACCAUUUUAUUUCCUCACACGUCCAACCUCUUUCAUAUUCACUCACUUACCUGAUGAUGAAAAGGAACAAUAUCUGUCUCCUCCACUUACUAAAGAAGAAUUCCUUAAUUUGAAUAAUGUUAAACCACCAUUCUUUGCUGCUGGCAUGGAAUUCCGUGAAUACAUUGGACAUACUAUUACUACUAAUGAUGACUUGAUCGAUUUUGAAAUUACAAGAUAUCAUCCUGAUGAAGGUCAACCAUUGCAUGCAAUACUUUUAUGGAAUGGUAAAGAGGUUGAUGUCAUGAUUCAAAGAGUGGUUGGAUAUGAUGCAAGUUCAGGAAAAGUCUAUAGGCUGCAAACUGCGUGUCCAAGUCGUGGUGAAGGAAAACUUGAAAUAUAUGUGAUGUUUGAAGGUAACAAGGGUCCAUUAGCCGCAUGUUUCAGGGUCGUAAACAAAGGAAGCGGAAAAAAUUAUAGUCCAUUUGUCAAGACCUUCAGAGUUCCAUUCAAAUUUAGCAUCGAAAAGCCAACUCAUUUAAACCUAAAAUACAAUAAAGAAUAUAAAUUUGAAUUCACAAUAUUUGAUAUGAAAGAAGAACAACAUCCCGAAUUCUCUUUAUUUUCUCCGGAGAAAAAUAUCCGAAAAUUUCACAAAAUAUCGAAAUGUCAAGAUGGAAGCUUUACUUAUGGGCUUGAUACAAAAGUUGAUCAAAAGGGUGAUUGGAAAUUAGUAUUUUCUUCGGAUGGAAAGCAUUUCGAUUUUAUUGCACAAUAUCAUGUUGAUUAA
Racocetra fulgida is the source of this 1033-nucleotide messenger RNA. NCBI's taxonomy places the organism in Eukaryota, Fungi, Glomeromycota, Glomeromycetes, Diversisporales, Gigasporaceae. The record is from the annotation of a GenBank genome assembly.